Gymnodraco acuticeps is the source of this 756-nucleotide messenger RNA. RefSeq lists its product as uncharacterized. Bases 24 to 647 code for a protein of 207 amino acids. The transcript has 3 exons. Lineage: Eukaryota; Metazoa; Chordata; Actinopteri; Perciformes; Bathydraconidae. The record is from RefSeq and is a predicted model, not a curated record.
GGCUGAACCCUCAAUGGCCAUACAUGGGAGCGUCGCCAGACGGAGGUGUCACGUGCACCUGCCAUGGAACUGGUAUCUGUGAGAUAAAGUGCCCACACAGAAAACAAGAGGAGGCCAAUCUUCGCCUGUGUGCUGGAGAACAGGGCUUCUGUCUCGUCAACGAUGGGGGCACUGUGAAGCUGGACAGGAGACAUGCCUACUACCAUCAAGUACAGGCUCAGCUCCACCUCGUUGAUGUUGACUACUGCGACUUUGUUGUCUGGACUAAAAAUGACCUCUUUGUAGAGAGAAUUGUGCGUGAUGUGGACCUGUGGGACAACAUCAUUCCCAGAGUUGAGAGUUUCUUCAGACUAUGUGUUCUCCCUGAAGUGUUGGGACAGCAACUUACAAGGGGAAAGCCUCCUCUCCCUGUCUGCUGUUCCAUUUUUCAGUUUCAGUUGCAAGAUGAUCAGGAGGGAGAGAAGGCGGGAUUACCAGCACCUGUGGUCUGUCCUGGUCCCGGAAGUUGUGGUUCUCUCCUUGUUGCAUUAUUAUUACGUGCCGUAGUGGGUGCUGGUGUUUGGGUGUGUGUGGGUGUCUUUUUCUCUCUCCCUCUGAUCUCCCCAGGUGCUCCCAAUCUCCAAUCAGCGCCUCCAUAUAGGACAUGAGGAAGGUUGCAGUCGCUCUCCCCUUAUCUUAAGCUUUGUUUGACAAGUUGGCUGGUGAGCCCUUUUUCGUUGUGUUAAUUAAAAGACCACUUUAUGGCGUCAGAGAUCA